Diospyros lotus (date-plum) is the source of this 1204-nucleotide messenger RNA. RefSeq lists its product as uncharacterized. The transcript has 2 exons. Lineage: Eukaryota; Viridiplantae; Streptophyta; Magnoliopsida; Ericales; Ebenaceae. The coding region runs from base 29 to 1057 and encodes 342 amino acids. The record is from RefSeq and is a predicted model, not a curated record.
UAAGUAUCCCAUUCUCAUAGAGAUAGAGAUGAUGGGGAGCUCCCAUUUAUUCAGGAACCGUCUUCUAGAUUUUGCUCUUUACGGGGCUCUUCUUAUGGUCGCCUUGUUUUACGUCUUCGUCUCCAACAAACCCUGUUUCUUCUCUCCCAAAUCCCAAUGCCUCUUCAACUUUAUGAGCACGGAGGUAUACGAGGAGGACGAACUCGAGAGAGUAUUGGCGGAGACGGCCACGGAGAACAGGACGGUGAUCAUCGCCGUCGUGAACGAAGCUUACGUGGAAGGUGACAAGGCAAUGCUCGACCUGUUCAUGGACGCCUUCUGGCUGGGAGAAGGGACGCAGGGCUUGAGGGAUCAUCUUCUGGUGGUGGCCGCCGAUCAGACAUCGUACGACCGCUGCAAGUUCCUCCGGCUGCACUGCUACAGACUGGAGAACUUCGCCGGCGAGGAUCUCGCCGGGGAGAAGCUGUACAUGUCGGCGGGCUUCAUCGACAUGAUGUGGAGGAGAACGCUGUUUCUCGGCGACGUUCUCAGGCGUGGCUACAACUUCAUCUUCACGGAUACAGAUGUAAUGUGGUUUAGAAACCCAUUUACAAGAUUCUCUCUAGAUGAAACCAUAGACAUGCAAAUCAGCUGCGACCAUUUCAAUGGCGAUGAAUGGUCCACAAGGAAUCCCAUCAACACUGGCCUGUACAUGAUCAGAUCCAACAACAAGACCAUUGCCCUUUUCGACACUUGGUAUUCCAUGAAAGCCAACUCCACUGGGCUUAAAGAGCAAGAUGUUUUGGCAAAGCUCUUUCACAGCGGCGUGGUUGGAGACUUAAGGAUUAGGGUUCGAUUUCUUGACACUUGCUUUUUCAGUGGGUUUUGCCAGAAUAGUAGAGAUGUCAAAGCUGUGGUGACUGUCCAUGCCAACUGUUGUAGAAGUAUAAGUGCAAAGUUGGUUGAUCUAACGGCCACUAUUCAUGAUUGGAAGAGAUCGAAGAAUUUGUCGUCUAAUCAGACAACCACCUUUCAGUGGUCAAGUCAUACUGCAUGUAUCAAGUCUUGGAGAUAUUAAAGAUUUUAAGAUUUUUGAGAGGCGGAGAUACUUUCUAAUUGGAUAUGUAUGAUAUAAUUAAGUAGAUGUAAGGAACAAGGUCAGACAUAUUUUUUUCUUAAAGUUGCGUAUGAAUAAGUGAAUUUAAGGUGGAGACAUGAUCCCCAA